Molecule: messenger RNA, 726 nt
Organism: Wyeomyia smithii (pitcher-plant mosquito)
Lineage: Eukaryota; Metazoa; Arthropoda; Insecta; Diptera; Culicidae
Exons: 1
Coding region: 1-726 (241 amino acids)
Biological process (GO): DNA integration
Molecular function (GO): nucleic acid binding
Source: RefSeq, a predicted model, not a curated record
AUGGACCAAGAUGCGGUAAAAGUCUGCGAGAAAUGUGAAGGCUGUCGAUUGGUACAGAUUCCUAAUGCUCCAGAGCCGAUGCAACGCAGAACUCUGCCGGUUAAAGCGUGGGUGGAUAUCGCCAUCGAUUUCCUGGGUCCGUUACCUUCAGGAGAAUACAUUUUAGUAGUCAUCGACUAUUUUAGCCGGCAUGUAGAUUUGGAAAUUAUGACCACCAUCACCGCCAAAGAAACGAUCAAAAGGCUUGACAAAAUCUUCAGACUCUGGGGUAAUCCGCGUACAAUAACUCUGGAUAACGCGAAGCAGUUUGCAGCAACUGACCUCGAGGACUACUGUCGUACAAAAGGGAUCUUUCUCAACCAUACAUCACCGUACUGGCCUCAAGCGAACGGUGAGGUAGAACGACAAAAUCGUUCUUUACUAAAGCGAUUGAGAAUAGCUAACGCACUUUAUGGUACCUGGCGAGCGGAAAUGGACCAGUACUUGGAAAUGUAUAACAACACACAUCACAGUACCACUGGCAAAGCGCCAAAUGAACUUCUACAAAACGGCAAACUGCGCACAAAAUUUCCAGAACUUGACGACCUGGCUACCGCUGUUCCUUCUGCUGACUUCGCCGAUAGAGAUAGAUCACAAAAAUCUUCAGGGAAGGAGAGGGAGGAUACUAAGCGUCGAGCAAAACCCUGUGACAUCGUGGUUGGAGAUGUCGUAUUUAUUCGAAAUUAA